Branchiostoma floridae (Florida lancelet) is the source of this 2042-nucleotide messenger RNA. RefSeq names its product calmodulin-2-like. The coding region runs from base 103 to 471 and encodes 122 amino acids. Gene Ontology annotation, cellular component: cytoplasm. The record is from RefSeq and is a predicted model, not a curated record. The transcript has 5 exons. NCBI's taxonomy places the organism in Eukaryota, Metazoa, Chordata, Leptocardii, Amphioxiformes, Branchiostomatidae. Gene Ontology annotation, molecular function: calcium ion binding.
GGGAAAUUGACAGAAGACCAAAUUGUCGAGUUGAGAGAAGCUUUUUGUGCUGUGGACCGUGACAACGAUGGAACCAUAACCAUUAAGGAACUGGGCACACUCAUGCGGUCCCUGGGACAGAACCCCACUGAGAAUGAAAUGGAGGAUAUCUCCAACGAUGUUGACCCUGACGGUGAAGGAGCGAUCAAUUUUGUUGACUUCCUGCACGUAAUGGCCAAACGGCAAAGUGACACGGAGAGGGAAGAUGAACUGCGGGCGGCCUUCAGGGCCUUUGACGCCGACAACAACGGAUAUAUAGAUAAGACUGAACUGAGGAACGUGAUGACUGACAUCUGUGACGAUAUCACCAGAGAAGACAUAGAUGAGAUGUUUCAGCACUUCGACAGAAAUGGUGAUGGUAGGAUAAAGUAUGAAGAGUUCAUCUCUUCGGUGAUGGCGAUGGAGAGGGAAGAGUUACAGCAAAAGAAAUAGGAUCAUCCCAAUUUUUACAAGUGUACAGACAAAGAUGUACUUGAUAUUCAAGGAGUGCCAUGUGGACAGACUCAACGCACUUUGCUCCCACAUAUUGCUCAAAUCCACGGCUAAUACAUAUAUUGCCUAUUAUGGUACGAGUAUGGCUUAUCCGCAUUCAAUACUCUUUGAACUGGAUGAUCUGAACUUUGGGGCCUUUGUAAAUGUAAAAAAAAAGUGAGCAAGAUGAAGAAUUCAAAUUUGAAAGGUACUCAUAUCAAGUAUAUAGAUUUGAAAUUUCGCUGGAUAUUUCCAAACAUAUCUAUAUUUGUGACGCCAUAAUUAUGUGCAAUAUACCUUACUGUUGAUGAAUUGGUUGAAAAUUGUCGCAUAUGACAGUUGCCUAGAUCAAAAUUAUAUGUCUCAACACGUGACAGGACGGAUUGCUAAAAUUGUUUACAAGGGACUGUAUCUGCUAGGUCUUGUAGGUUGUGUAUGACUGAAUCUGCUAAGUAUCGGAAGCUGUAUAUGAUAUAUACUCUUAAGCAAUAUGGAAGAAAAUUAUUGUUUAUUGUUUCCGUCUGACUGAAAGACUUCUUAUUUGCAUCUGAAAAUAUCUGAUAUCUGAUUGUCUGCAUGCACAAGCUAAGCCAAUGUCUUCAAUUCCAGACCUAUAAAUACUUCCCUGUUUUUUGUUGUAUUCUGUACAUCAUAAAGCUAGUCUAUUGAAUGCGAUUUAUACAGUCUAAGAGUUCAUAGACGAAAGAAAAACUCAUGUGAACAAGCGAAAAAGUAUCUUAUGACUUGCUAUAUCUUCUGUUUUGUCGUACUUUACCGUCUACAGUCAUUUACUGCUCAAUUAACUACUCAAGGUUUAAUUUUCCAGGACAUUGUUGAAACUAAUUCGGCAUUUUCAUGAUUGAGAAAAAGAAUACAGACCGUCGUACGUUCAUUACAUGCUAUACUUAUGGCAAUGGUUUAAAAGUCUGAAACUUUGUCUAUUUCUGUUAUUACAAUUGUAACCAUUUAGUUAUUACCCCAUCAAGUAAAAUAUAGACUACAUUGUGCAAUACGACUUAGUAACAAGGCAAUUAACCCAUAUGCACUAAGCCAUUACAUGCACAGAUUUUAACUGCGACAUGGUUGUCCAAAAUAAUUCAAUAAAAUAUUUCGGUUAGUUAUGUGAAGUGAAACAAGUCAUUUCAUUGUUUUUAUGUGGUUAUUGUUGUAACGUCUCUGUAAUAAGAACAGAAUUUGCGUGUGUUGUCCGCGAGAUUGUCUGUCGACGUUGGGGAGCGUGAUCGUGAACAUGUCCCGAGGGCGUGGCUACUACCAAACAAAGGAUACGUGCCCCACAAAGCGGAACUUCCCGGCGCUGCAUGGAUCAUACAGGCAGCACCGACAAUGAUGACAAGGAAUACAGUAUUACUUCGUACUUUUCCAGAAAGGUUUGUAUGAGACAAAUUAUGUUUUUCAUAUCCAGAUAUACGUCAUACUUAAAGACUUUGUGGCUCUGUAUGAUCAAUCAGACCAUAAUCCCUAUCACUAUUGUUAUGUGCGGCUGUUUGUGUUUGGUAUUGUUUUCAGUCGCA